UGGGCGGAGCGGGCGGCGUGGGGACGGUUUCCAGCCUGCCUUUGCUUAGACUUCCCCUAGCCAGAUGCCCCUCGAGGUUUCCUAGACUUUGACGCGUUUUGACGAAUCGGCUAUUACAGAAGUGAUGAGUGCCUGUUUAGAGACUGGUGGUUGAAGAGUUUCAGAGAAAACCGACCUUAUAUAAAGCAAAGAAUCAAGUGUUGAAUGUGGAGCAUAAUUCCAAUGUUUCAGGGUCCUUUUCCCGCCUCCUUCUUAUUCUGGGCCCUGGGCUUGCCUUCUCCCAGAUUUCCUUUGUUGCAUUUAUAACUGCUACAGAGAUGCCACACCUUCAUCGACAAGAAGAUGAGAAGUUCUUCUUAAAUACCAGAGGCCAGAGGGAAGCCUUACCCAGCAUACGGGACUCGCCUACCAAGCAGCUUUCUGUGGUCGUGCCUUCAUACAAUGAAGAAAAACGGUUGCCUGUAAUGAUGGAUGAAGCUCUGGGCUAUCUAGAAGAGAGACAGAAACAAGAUCCUACGUUCACUUAUGAAGUAAUAGUAGUUGAUGAUGGCAGCAAAGACGAGACUUCAAAGGUAGCUUUUAAAUAUUGCCAGAAAUAUGGAAGUGACAAAGUACGAGUGAUAACGCUGGUGAAGAAUCGUGGGAAAGGCGGAGCUAUUAGGAUGGGUGUAUUCAGUUCUCGAGGAAGAAAGAUCCUUAUGGCAGAUGCUGACGGAGCCACAGAGUUUCCGGAUAUUGAGAAAUUAGAAAAAGGACUGAAUGAGCUGCAGCCUUGGCCUGAUCAAAUGGCUAUUGCAUGUGGAUCUCGAGCUCAUUUGGAAAAAGAAUCAGUUGCUCAGCGUUCUUACUUCCGUACUCUUCUCAUGUAUGGGUUCCACUUUCUGGUGUGGUUCCUUUGUGUCAAAGGAAUCAGGGACACACAGUGUGGGUUCAAAUUAUUAACUCGAGAAGCAGCAUCACGGACGUUUUCAUCUCUCCACAUUGAACGAUGGGCAUUUGAUGUAGAACUGCUUUACAUAGCACAGUUCUUUAAAAUCCCAAUAGCAGAAAUUGCUGUCAACUGGACUGAAAUUGAAGGUUCUAAAUUAGUUCCAUUUUGGAGCUGGCUACAGAUGGGCAAGGACCUACUUUUUAUACGACUUCGCUAUUUGACUGGUGCCUGGAGGCUUGAACAAACCAGGAAAGUGAAUUAGGUUAUUUGCCGUCUUUGGUUGUAUUCGUAUCCAUCAGUGUCACAUUAUUUCAUUUGAAAUUAAAAUUUUAAAUAAAGCUGGAAUAAACCUAUUCCAUUGUCUGCCUUUUGAUAAUUUUAAAGAAUUUACUGCCAGCAGUAAAAAUCUUUAUACCUCUUUUGGACACAAAAAUUUUUAAGGUGUUUGUAACAAAAGUCAGAUUUUCUUUUGCUUUAGCAAUUUUACUCAUUUAGAUUAAUUAUCAUUAUGAUUCUGAGAAAUACAAUUUUUAAACAGAAGACAGAAGCGAUUAUUCUUACUCUAAAGUGCCUUAUUCUCAUGAACUUACAUAUAAACCACAAUCAUAUAAGUGUUCAGGGAUUUAAAAAUAAAUGUUUAAAUAUAUAUAAACUUAUCAAUAUUAAACCCAUAAUUCAUUCUAUAAAAGUCUAGGAAAUUAUGUUAAAGAAAGGAUAUAGGCUUGCUCACAAAGGUAUCCACUUUCUCAUACAGUCUUAUUUAUCUCCUUCCAAAUUUUUCUUACCUCCUGGCAACCCUUCCCUCUUGAGUUCAAUGUUAAUAAAAAUUGGAAAUUCUUUAUUAAAAAGAGAAAGUUUUGCGAUAUUAAUAAAUGUAUUAAUAACAUCAGAAGCCUGUGUUUUUGAGAAACUAAAGACUAAAAAAUAGUUAUAAAACAAUGAACUCCUAAAAAUAAGAAUUAUUGUUUCUGAUGUUUUAGAGAAAAUAAUAAUACCUAACAUUUACUGAGUGUUGACUGUCUGCCCACCACCGUUCUAAGCACUUAGUAUAUAAUGACUCACCUAACUUUUACAAUAGGAGAGGAAACUUAAGGCACAAAGCAGUCACUUGCCCAAGGUCACAGAGGUAGGAAACAGUAGAGUUGUGACCCUAGCCCACAGAG
Messenger RNA from Balaenoptera acutorostrata (minke whale), 2094 nucleotides. RefSeq names its product ALG5 dolichyl-phosphate beta-glucosyltransferase (gene ALG5). The transcript is spliced from 10 exons. The record is from RefSeq and is a predicted model, not a curated record. Gene Ontology annotation, cellular component: endoplasmic reticulum membrane. Bases 318 to 1193 code for a protein of 291 amino acids. NCBI's taxonomy places the organism in Eukaryota, Metazoa, Chordata, Mammalia, Artiodactyla, Balaenopteridae.